Messenger RNA from Prorocentrum cordatum, 402 nucleotides. NCBI's taxonomy places the organism in Eukaryota, Dinophyceae, Prorocentrales, Prorocentraceae. The record is from the annotation of a GenBank genome assembly.
GCCGCGCAGGUCACCGACGUUGCGCCGUCCACCGUGCCCAAGCACUUCUCCGAGUACCUGGGCGCCCAUUGCAGAUCGCCCCGCGCUGAGCCCUUUCGCGCGUGGCCGGGCGUGGCGGAGCGCGUGGACAUGCGCGCGAACUGGAAGCGCUUGCCUAACGACUUCUUCACCGACCGCGUGGACGCGAUCAUCGACAACAUAGUCGUCCAGAUCCCGGCGUACGCCCGCGCGAAGACGCACGGGCUGCAGAAACACUUCCCCGAGCUCAAGGGCAACGAGCACCGCGUGAACGCCGGCGCGACGGCGAACGCGGCGGCUGCGAUUAUCAAGGGCAAGAUCCGCGCGUGUCACUACUCGACGAAGCGUUGGUGUGGCAGCGCCGCCUGCGACUUCUACGCGAAG